Messenger RNA from Impatiens glandulifera, 713 nucleotides. Its product is annotated as CXXC motif containing zinc binding protein. NCBI's taxonomy places the organism in Eukaryota, Viridiplantae, Streptophyta, Magnoliopsida, Ericales, Balsaminaceae. Gene Ontology annotation, molecular function: zinc ion binding. The transcript has 4 exons. The record is from RefSeq and is a predicted model, not a curated record. Bases 62 to 562 code for a protein of 166 amino acids.
GAGAGAGAAAGAGAUAGAGAGAGAGAGAGAGAGAGAGAGAGGAGUUUCUGUCGUAGAAAAAAUGGUGAACUAUCUGUUGAUGAUCACUGCCGAGCUUGAAAAUCUUACAAACCUUCAGCCUGAAGAUGGAAAAGACGAUCCUAACUUCUCCUACUACUUCAAGCUGAAAUGUGGAAAUUGUGGGGAAGUUACACAGAAAGAGACUUGUGUGUGCUUGAAUGAAACAGUUUCCCUGCAACAGGGUAGGAGUACCACUCACCUUGUUCAGAAGUGUAAAUUUUGUUCGAGGGAGGGCACUGUGACGAUGAUACCUGGUCGAGGCAGCCCCCUGACCUUAGAAUUGAGCGAGUCUGGGAAAUCUGCUCCUUUAAUGUUAUUUGACUGCAGGGGAGCUGAGCCUGUUGGUUUUUUAUUUGGAGAAGGAUGGAAAGUUGAAUCUGUUGAAGGAACAAAAUUUGAAGGCAUUGACUUGUCAGAGGGAGAGUUUGCAGAUUACGACGAGAAAGGCAAAUGCCCAGUGAUGAUCUCUAAUCUAAAGGCAGAUUUCACUGUGGUGAAGUAGAAGAGUAGGUUCUUCUUCCAUUUGCCAUUCAAUACUAACAUAUCAUGCUAUGUUUAUCAAUGUUGGUAAUAACACUAUUGAACACUUGCACUGUUAUACUAAAUUAAUGAAUUAUUGCAUUUUUGUGAUAAGGAUGAGAUUUUAUGAUCAA